AUGGUCUACCAUGUCGCAGAGCCGAAUAGCUACCUGGUCAUCACCGGUGUUGGCAUCGAGAAGGUUCUCAUCAAGAAGAAGAUCUCCAUCACGCCCUUCGACUUCAGCAUGGGCAUCCAAGCCAUGACUGUUGAGAAACUGCAAUUCUCUCUACCAGCAGUCUUCACCAUCGGCCCCGCGGAUAGCCAAGAGGCGCUCGAGAAGUACGCCGUGCUCCUGACGGGCGAGUCUGAUGGCCGUCCUCCUGUCGCGGCAGCAAAAGGUGCUGUCACCGUCGCUGCGGGCCGGAACCAUGUCCAGGAGAUUGUCAAGGGUAUUAUUGAGGGUGAGACGCGCAGUAUCGUGUCCAACAUGACUAUGGAGGAGUUGUUCCGUGAGCGUCGAGUCUUCAAGGAUAAGGUCAUCCAGCAAGUCCAGUCUGAACUUGAUCAGUUCGGUCUCUGCAUCUACAACGCCAACGUUAAGGAACUCCAAGACACGCCUGGAUCGGAGUACUUUGCCUUCUUGUCACGCAAAGCCCACGAAGGCGCCCUCAAUCAAGCCAAGGUCGAUGUCGCGGAUGCCCGGAUGCGCGGCGAGGUCGGAGAAGCAGAGAAGCAAGGCAAGACGAAGCAAGAAGUCGCAAAGAUUCACGCCGCAACCGCUGUCCUUGAGACGGAGCGCAAAGCCGAAAAGGCACAGGCCGAUGCGAAACUCACAAACAAGGAGAUUCAGAUUGGUAAUGACUUGAACAUUGCACGCAUCAACGCGAAGCGCGAGGCUGAGCUCAGGGACGCGGAACUAAACACCGAUGUCGAGAAGAAGAAGGCGCUCAUGGAGCUCGAGAGGCUGCGAGCCACCAAGGUCGUCCAGGCGAAGAUUGAGAAGGAGAGUUCGCAGCAGAAAGCUGAUGCUGAGCUGUAUGCACAGGAGAAGGCAGCUGAGGGCAAAAAGUUCAGCGAGCAGGCUGACGCUGAAGCUGCUGCAUUCCGUCGCCUGAAAGACGCAGAGGCAGACUACGCAGCCAAAGAGCGCGAGGCGGAGGCUAACUUCCUCGUAACCAAGCGCACUGCUGAGGCAGAGUAUUUCCGAAAGGAGCGCGAUGCUCAGGCUCAGCUGAUUGCACAACAACGCGAAGCUGAAGGUUUGUCGGCCAUGGCGAAGGCUUACGGCGACCUUGCUACUGUUCUUGGUGGACCACAGGGUCUGAUGCAGUAUCUCAUGCUUACCAACGGUACCUACGAACGUCUCGCCGACGCAAACGCCCACGCCAUCAAGGGCUUGCAGCCUAAGAUCAACGUCUGGAACACUGGGGCACAAGGCGACAACGCUGCUGAUCCUACGGCGCCUAUUCGUAACCUAUUCCAGAGCUUGCCUCCCCUUCUGAGCACCAUCCAUGACCAAACGGGUAUGUCACCGCCCAGUUGGUUGGCGCAGAUGCCUGUGGACGAUUCUAAGAAGACGAACGGUUUGCACUUGCGGAAUGGCAGCGAGGUCGGUUCUGCUUAG
Messenger RNA from Parastagonospora nodorum SN15, 1488 nucleotides. RefSeq lists its product as hypothetical. The record is from RefSeq and is a predicted model, not a curated record. Gene Ontology annotation, biological process: protein localization to plasma membrane. The transcript is spliced from 3 exons. Lineage: Eukaryota; Fungi; Ascomycota; Dothideomycetes; Pleosporales; Phaeosphaeriaceae. Gene Ontology annotation, cellular component: plasma membrane. The coding region runs from base 1 to 1488 and encodes 495 amino acids.